Camelina sativa (false flax) is the source of this 371-nucleotide messenger RNA. The record is from RefSeq and is a predicted model, not a curated record. Lineage: Eukaryota; Viridiplantae; Streptophyta; Magnoliopsida; Brassicales; Brassicaceae.
UAUACUAUAACACACACAAAAAUAAGUAUCUUAAGCACGUAGGAUUCCGACAGAGUUUCAUGGUGUUUGGACACUUUGUAUAUACAGUGUUGGAGGUUGUGCUCAAGUAUACAGGUGUGGGAUUGUCGCUUCUUCCUUUGUUCGUACGUGCAGGUGUUUGCACGUAUAUAUAUGUAUGCGUGUGUGUGUGUAUGGUAGAUGUUGCCAUGUUGGAAUCCAACAUAUCUGGAAUUACUUGAUGAGUCAGGAUGAUGGAAAAAAUGAAAGAGAGGUUGGAGAAGAUAAAGAGGACGAUGAGGCAAAAUAAAGCAAAGCUUCAUAUCAUCAGAAUUUGCAUCACUAUGCUUCUUUCUUCCGAUGAUAACUCUUAG